Messenger RNA from Arabidopsis arenosa, 1671 nucleotides. The record is from the annotation of a GenBank genome assembly. Lineage: Eukaryota; Viridiplantae; Streptophyta; Magnoliopsida; Brassicales; Brassicaceae.
ACCUAAAAUCUUCUCUCUCGUAGACAUUGACAAAACAAAAAGAAUGAGUCAAUCAAAUCUUGUCACAGACGAAGUUACAACACCCCUACUCCCAAGAAACAAUCAUCCAAACCUACAUUUUCUAAGAAAUUACUCCUAUGAUUUCAUAAAUGAAACAAUAUCAAUUGGCAAAAUCUCUUGCCCAUUGGUCUUCUUAAGUAUAUGCCUCUACGCUCGCUCGUUCGUCUCUAUGUAUUACCUCGGCGGUCUCGGAGACAAAACCCUAGCUGGUGGCUCCCUUGCCAUCGCAUUAGCGAACAUCACUGGAUACUCUCUUUUCCCUGGUUUAACCAUGGGCGUUGAAACUAUCUGCUCCCAAGCCUUCGGCGCAAGACGUUAUAACUACGUUCAUGCGACUGUCAAGCGAGGAAUCAUCCUCCUCCUCGUUUCUUCUCUCCCGAUUAUACUUGCAUGGAUCUACAUGAAGAAGAUUUCUAUAAUGUUGAACCAAAAUAAGGAUCUUGAGUCCGAAGCUCACAUAUUUUUGCUUUGGUCUAUUCCAGAUCUCAUCGCUCAAUCUUUCUUACACCCACUACAAGUUUAUCUCAGGAUCCAAUCAAAGACUCUUCCUUUAUUUAUCUGCACAGCGAUUGCAAAUAUUUUAUACUUGCCAAUCACGUCAUUGUUCGUUACGUAUCUCGAUUUGGGGAUUAAAGGUAUUGCCUUGAGUAAUGUUGUGUCGAAUUUCAACCUAGUCGUUUUUAUCUUUCUCUACCGCUAUUUUUUCAAAGAAAAUAUAAGUGUCGAGGAGGAUGAGGAUAUUUAUGAGGAAACAUACGAAGAUAGUGUGAGAGAAUGGAAGAAAUUACUAGGGCUCGUGAUACCAAAUUGUUUCUCGGUUUGUAUUGAGUGGUGGUGCUAUGAGAUUUUUAUGUUGCUUUGUGGGAAACUCGAACACCCUAAAGUAAGCAUUGCUUCAAUGGGAAUUAUCAUGCAAAUCACUUCCCUUGUUUACAAAUUCCCUCAUUCCUUGAGUUCAGGAGUCUCGACCCGAGUCGGAAACGAGCUUGGUUCGAACCUGCCACAAAAUGCGAAAAGAGCUGCCAUUGUUGGACUCGGUCUUGGCAUUGCACUCGGGUUUUUGUCUCUCACGUUCACAGUCUCUUUCAAAGACAAAUGGGCUACAUAUUUCACUGAUGAUAAAUAUAUCAUUGCGUUGACUGCGGAGGCUUUACCAUUCGUUGGCUUUUGCGAGCUUGGGAACUGCCUACAAACAGCAGGAUGCGGCAUUCUCAGAGGAUCCGCAAGGCCGAGAAUCGGAGCUACCAUUAAUGGAAUUGCAUUUUAUGCGGUUGGGAUACCGGUGGGGUUAGUUAUGGCGUUUUGUUUUGGGUUUGGAUUCAAUGGAUUUUGGAUAGGAAUGAUCACGGCGCAAACCACAUGUGCUAUUUUCAUGAUGGUGGUGAUAUGUAGGACCGAUUGGGAAUUGGAAGCGAGAAGGGCUAACGAGCUCACUGCGGUAGUGGAUAGUGGCAACAAUAAUUGCGAGGAGAAUGUGGAGGCUAGGCUAGUUGACCAAGUGGUAGUGAACUAGUAGUUCUAUUUGUGGAUGAGUUACCAUGUAGGUGUAGGAUGAUGUAGUGUAAAGUCCUAAAGCACUAAUGAUCCCAUCAUUAAAGUAAUUAAGAAUCG